Asparagus officinalis (garden asparagus) is the source of this 587-nucleotide messenger RNA. RefSeq lists its product as uncharacterized. Bases 33 to 587 code for a protein of 184 amino acids. The transcript is spliced from 2 exons. NCBI's taxonomy places the organism in Eukaryota, Viridiplantae, Streptophyta, Magnoliopsida, Asparagales, Asparagaceae. The record is from RefSeq and is a predicted model, not a curated record.
CUAAUAGCGCACCCUAAUCAAUCUUGCUCCCCAUGGCUCCCCAUUGUGCAGCAGUCCGUGUUCUCGUCCUUGUUCUCGCUCUUGCAAGCAUCAAUCUCUCGUCCUGUCAACUGGUGAAGGGCUCCGUCUCUUGCGUCGACUGCAAUCCUCACAAAGAUCUCUCCGGUGUGAGGGUGGCAGUUAAGUGCAGAUUUGAGAGAAAAUUAGUCUUUGCCUUAACCAACAACAAAGGAAACUUUGAAGCUGAGGUCCCCAAAAACUCCUCUUCACCUUCAUCAUCUCCGUUGAACUGCUAUGCUAUGCUACUGGGAGGUCCGGUUCAGCUCUGGGCUUUCAAGAAAUCCAUGCUGUCAAAAAUCAUAAAAGCUCCUGCAGGUUUGAGUGGCUCCUACAGCUUAUCCACGCCCCUCACUUUCUUCAUCUCACACCCUACACCAAAAGUUUUUGAUCAAAGCCACAGCGACGAUAAGAAGUCACCGGAUUUUGGAGUUUUUCCUCCGAUGGCUUUGCCUCCUCCGGCAAACUUCACCGGAAAUAUACCAUUGAUCUUCUUCUUCCCUUUCCUUCCUAUCAUAGGAGUUCCUUGA